Messenger RNA from Otolemur garnettii (small-eared galago), 1095 nucleotides. RefSeq names its product ST6 N-acetylgalactosaminide alpha-2,6-sialyltransferase 3 (gene ST6GALNAC3). The transcript has 5 exons. Gene Ontology annotation, biological process: oligosaccharide metabolic process; ganglioside biosynthetic process. Lineage: Eukaryota; Metazoa; Chordata; Mammalia; Primates; Galagidae. Gene Ontology annotation, molecular function: alpha-N-acetylgalactosaminide alpha-2,6-sialyltransferase activity. The coding region runs from base 178 to 1095 and encodes 305 amino acids. The record is from RefSeq and is a predicted model, not a curated record.
GCGGCUCGGGGGGCGGGGCCUGUGGCCGCGCAGCCAGCACCGCGGUCCGCCUGUUUGGAUCUGCGGGAAUGUGGGCUGGAGCGGUCCUGCCGCGGUACCAGCCUCCCGCCCGCCGCCGGGACUGCCCCUGACCCAGGCGCGCCCGCCGCUCGGUGGCAGGAGGGCCGGCCGAGCGCCAUGGCCUGCAUCCUGAAGAGAAAGUCUGCUCUCGCAGUGAGCUUCCUAGCAGCGUUCCUCCUCCUGCUGGUCGUGCGCCUUGUAAAUGAGGUCAACUUCCCAUUGCUGCUGAACUGCUUUGGACAACCUGGCACGAAGUGGAUACCCUUCUCUUACUCGUACAGGCGGCCCCUCCGAACUCACUAUGGAUACAUAAACGUGAGGACACAAGAGCCUUUGCAACUGGACUGUGAUCUCUGUGCCAUCGUGUCCAACUCAGGUCAGAUGGUUGGCCAGAAAGUGGGGAGUGAGAUAGAUCAGUCCUCCUGCAUUUGGAGAAUGAACAACGCCCCCACCAAAGGUUAUGAAGAAGAUGUUGGCCACAUGACCAUGAUUCGAGUUGUGUCCCAUACGAGUGUUCCACUUCUGCUAAAAAACCCUGAUUACUUUUUCAAGGAAGCCAAUACCACCAUUUAUGUUAUUUGGGGCCCUUUCCGUAACAUGAGGAAAGACGGCAAUGGAAUCGUUUACAACAUGUUGAAAAAGACUGUUGACGUCUAUCCAAGUGCCCAAAUUUACGUGACCACAGAGAAGCGCAUGAGUUACUGUGAUGGAGUUUUUAAGAAGGAGACGGGGAAAGACCGAGUCCAGUCUGGCUCCUACCUCAGCACCGGGUGGUUCACCUUCAUUCUGGCCAUGGACGCCUGCUACGGCAUUCACGUCUACGGGAUGAUAAAUGAUACCUACUGCAAGACAGAAGGAUAUAGAAAAGUCCCCUACCAUUACUAUGAACAGGGAAGAGAUGAGUGUGAUGAAUAUUUUCUUCAUGAACACGCCCCAUAUGGGGGACAUAGGUUUAUCACUGAAAAGAAAGUAUUUGCUAAAUGGGCAAAGAAACACAGGAUAAUAUUUACACACCCAAACUGGACAGUGUCUUGA